GAGUUGAGCACCAGUUUCCCGAAUCAAGGCGUAGCACCAGGAGCAGCUGACUGAUAGUGCGAGCUUUGGAUUUCCCGGGUCGUUGUAAAAUUAACUGCAAGAAGUAUCUGUUAUUUAGUUUGUGAGAGUUCGAAAACGUAUCUGAAGAUGGUCAUCAAGAUUUACAUCUCCGGAAUUUCUGGAAACAAAGAGGUGAAAAAGCGCCAACAACGAGUGCAAAUGAUUUUGGAGAGCAAAGGAAUACCAUUCGAAGCGGUGGACAUCACAGAACCUGGCAAAGAGGAGGACAAAGAGUUCAUGCAAAAAAACAGCAAGAACAGAGACAACGACCGCUACCCGCUGCCACCCCAACUGUUUAAUGACAGUGAAUACUGCGGGGAUUACGACGAUUUUGAUCUGAGCAAUGAGAUAGACGAACUGGAAAAAUUCCUCAAAGUUCCUGUUGACCCUGCCAAGGCGGCGAAGAAGGAGGGCACCAAUGGCACAGUCAACGGUGUGUCAGGAAGUCGAGAGGCAUCCGUCGACAAAGUCAUCGAGAUUCCAGUGCCCACAAGCAUUAAGACUGCUGAAGAACCCGAAGUAACAGAACCUGAUAAGGCCGAAUCAACAGAUACGACAGCGGAAAAAGACACGGUAGCAGACGAGGAUGAUGAGCAAGAAGAAGAAGGAGAAGAUGAAGAAUAAUUGAGCUUCAUCGUGCAAGUCUUUUUUCUUUUACUCUUUUUUUGCUAAACCGACUUUAUUGUAAGUCAUUUCAUUAGCCUUUGUCAUGAAAUGUAAAAUGUCCUACUUGUGCUAAUUGUGACUUUCUUCACCAUUAUAUUCAUUAUUCAAGCAUAGGUACAAUUUUCUAAAUGAUAAAACUGACUAUUAGCCAACAGAGUCAAAAAUAAUUUGAAUUUGAUAUAUAAUGCUGCCAGCAGAAAUGGUUUUUUUCAUCACAAUUGCCUUGGCUUGCCUUUCAAACCAUGAAAUUAAAUUUGUUAUUUGCAAGAUUUUCUAUAUUAGUCUUAGAACAUAGCUUUAAAGCCCAAGUUCACUCAAAUUCUGUUUGACUUGAGUGUAUUACUUCCGUUAUAUUUUAUCCACGUUUGUUUCAAACGGUCAUUAUUACAAUGAGUAUAAAGGGAAGAAUAUGAGUUUUUAGUAAUAACAACAAUUUCCUCGCCCCCUCCUCCUUGUCUCUUAAAAUGCUCUUCCUUGACUUGUUACCAAAGCAUUAUUUCACUUUUGAAAUUCGAGCUAGACUGAAUUAAUAUAGCGAAAAGCAACCAACUUAACUUUUGUGCAGACUUUCCUGAAUUAUUUGCUGUGGCCAAUCUAGUUUUGAAUCUGCAAUUUCUUGAAAAUCGAGGACAUGACUUUUAAAGUGAGAAGCCUGACUUGACAGAAUUGAUGAUGCUCAAGCUGAUAGUAACAGGUCAAUGGACUCAUAAAUUUGUAUUAAGUGCGCUGCACUUUCGUCUCUUAAGUAUCUCUCUGAUUGAAUUAAUUUAGUGUAAAAAAUUUACACGAUCUUGUAUUUAUUCUUUUCUCUAAUUGACCUUGCGUCUUUUUGUUGCCAAUAUCCCAUUUUUUAUUGCAAAUUGCUCAAAGUGUAGGCGACUACAUGAAGCUUCUAGGGCUGUGCCUUAACACUGGGCUCUCUUUAACUAAAUUGCGCACACGCUAAAACCAAUUGAUUUGUAUUUUCCCAUUUUGUGUCCCACAAAAGCUGAACCAUGUCUUCAAUGUACAUACAUGAGUAAUUAUGUACGAUUAUUUUAUUUUGUCUCAAGUCUUUGUUAAUGUCAUUUUGAAAUUGCAAUUUUUUUAUUUUUCAUCUUGUGAACCUUCAUAUAAUAAAGGAGAAUAUAAGCUAAAAAUUGAACCAAA
Messenger RNA from Cloeon dipterum, 1875 nucleotides. RefSeq names its product SH3 domain-binding glutamic acid-rich protein homolog. Lineage: Eukaryota; Metazoa; Arthropoda; Insecta; Ephemeroptera; Baetidae. Gene Ontology annotation, cellular component: cytoplasm. Bases 148 to 684 code for a protein of 178 amino acids. The transcript is spliced from 5 exons. The record is from RefSeq and is a predicted model, not a curated record.